Messenger RNA from Lachancea meyersii CBS 8951, 1113 nucleotides. Lineage: Eukaryota; Fungi; Ascomycota; Saccharomycetes; Saccharomycetales; Saccharomycetaceae. The record is from the annotation of a GenBank genome assembly.
AUGUCCAGAACUAAGGUGUUUCUAGACGUGUCCAUUGGCGGUGUUGCCAAGGGACGCAUGGUAUUCGAACUUUUCAACGAUGUGGUGCCCAAGACCGCUGAGAACUUCUACAAACUGUGCGAGGGCAAAUCUGGCUUCUGCAAAAGCAAGCCCGACGUGCCAUUGAGCUACAAGGGCUCUUUGUUCCACCGUGUGAUCAAAGGGUUCAUGCUGCAAUUUGGGGAUUUUACCAACUUCAACGGCACUGGUGGUGAGUCCAUUUACGGCGAAAAGUUCGAGGACGAGGAUUUUUCACUCAAACACGACCGUCCCUUCCUUUUGUCCAUGGCCAAUGCGGGCCCCAACACUAAUGGCUCGCAAGCCUUCCUAACAUGUGUUCCCACGCCCCACUUGGACGGCAAGCACGUCGUCUUUGGCGAGUUGAUCCAGGGCAAGAGAAUCGCACGCACAAUUGAGAACCUGCCAACCGACUCUGGUGACAAGCCCGAAGCCGACGUGAAAAUCGACGACUGCGGGGUCUUGCCCUCUGACUACGUCGUUCCUGCAGACGCAGAACAGACGCCUACGGACCAGUUUGGAGACAACUACGACGACGUUUUGGCCGACGACUCAAAGGUCGACCUGGCAGACGUGGACUCCGUUUUGAACGCCGUUGGCGCCGUGAAAGACAUCGGAACGACUUUGUUCAAGGCCCAAGACUACAAAAACGCACUGCUCAAGUACGAGAAAGCCUCUUCCAUGCUCAAACAGUAUUUCCCCGACGACUUGACCCCCGAGAAAACGCAGGCCGUUGACCAGCUUCGCACGUCGCUUUUCCUGAACAUCGCAUUGUGUGCUUUGAAGUGCGGUGAGCACCAGAAGGCCCUCACAGCCACCACCGAGGUUGUUCACGACGCUGCUGCUGACGACAAGAGCAAGGCCAAGGCCCUGUACCGUCGUGGCCUCACCUACUACAAUUUGAAGGAUGCAGAAAUGGCUCUCACAGAUCUCGAAUUUGCUACUACCUACCAACAGAACGAUGCUGCUAUUCUCAGAGCCAUUGCCGAUGCUAGGAAACUGAAAAAAGACCAGGUGGCUAAACAGAAGAAAGCUCUGUCUAAAAUGUUCGCCUAA